Oryza sativa Japonica Group (Japanese rice) is the source of this 3596-nucleotide messenger RNA. Its product is annotated as pentatricopeptide repeat-containing protein At1g43980, mitochondrial. The record is from RefSeq and is a predicted model, not a curated record. Lineage: Eukaryota; Viridiplantae; Streptophyta; Magnoliopsida; Poales; Poaceae. Gene Ontology annotation, molecular function: RNA binding; protein binding. Gene Ontology annotation, cellular component: intracellular membrane-bounded organelle. Gene Ontology annotation, biological process: RNA modification.
GCUCCCACCUCAUUAGGCACGGAGCAGGCGGCGGCCGGUGACUCGGGAGGCGGGCAGGCGGCAGGCGGCAGGCGGCGGCGGGCGCGCGCAGCUGCGGCGCUCCGAGCUCGCUGCUCGGGCUCUGGCGCAGGCGGCGGCGGCGCAGGCUGGCUGCAGGGAGGCCGGGACGAAGGCAGGCCGUGGAGGAACGGCGGCCGCAGCAGAAGUGCAAAACCCAUCGGAGGGCCAGCGUCGCCGAGCCGGCAAUGGCAGCGCGAGCCGCUCCGCCACCAUGCCUCCACCACCCGUUCCCACCAUCUCCACCCUCUCAGCGCUCCUCGCUGGCUGCGCCUCCCUCAGCACCGCCGCCGCGCUCCACGCCCACCUCCUCAAAUCCUCCCGCCUCUUCCGGCCCGUCUUCCUUGCCAACUGCCUCGCAGCCGCCUACUGCCGCCUCGGCGCUGCCCCGUCCGCUGUCGCCGUGCUCCGCCACGCGCCGGAGCCCAACAUAUUCUCCCGCAAUAUCCUCCUCGGCGCCAUGCUCAAGUCCCGCGAUCUCCUGUCCGCGCGCAGGCUGUUCGACGAAAUGCCUGACAGGGAUGCCGUCGCCUACAACUCCAUGAUGUCAGGCUACAUUGACGGUGGGCGCAACAAUGAGGCGUUAAGCCUCGUUUGGACGAUGUUGGAGGCAGGCGUCAGGCCUAGCGGCUUCACCUUCUCCAUUAUUUUGUCAGCUGUUCGGGUUGCUCGUCAUGGGGUGCAGGUCCACGCAGCUGCUGUCCGCCACUGUUUUGCACAUCAGAAUUCUGUAGUCGGCAAUGCACUCAUCAAUAUGUAUCGGCGUGUCGGCCUCUUGGAAUAUGCAGUGCAGGUGUUUUGGAGUAUGAAUGGACAUGAUAUUGUUUCUUGGAAUUCCGUCAUGUCAGUGUACAGGGAUGAUGGCCAGAGACGUCAGGUUUUUGAGUGUUUCCGGAUGAUUAGGAGCCAUGGAUUAUUUUUUGACGAGUGCAGUUUGUCCACAGUGCUCAGUGCAUGCAUAGAUGCUGAGGAUUCGUCUAAGGGUGACCAGUUGUUGACCCACUGUGUCAAAAUGGGGCUCCUUAGAAAUUCUCUCAUUUGUAGUGCUGUUAUUGGCCUAUUAUGUGCAUCUGACAGACUUGCUGAUGCUGUUUAUCUUUUCAAAGGAAUGGCAACAUGGGACUCUGAAACGUGUAAUGCAAUGAUAUCAGGCUAUGCUAGGAGUGGAUUAAUGGAGCAAGCUCUGGGUCUUUUCACGAUGGCACUGCAAAAUGGUAUUCUUCCAACUGGGUUUACUUUUGCGAGCGUGCUGAGAUGGAGUUCAUGUUUUGGUUUGGUGGAACAAGGCACUCAAAUUCAUGCCCUGAUUUUUAAACUUGGCCUUGAAGAUGAUUUAAUCAUUGCUACUGCGCUUGUUGACAUGUACUGCAAAUUAGCUUCCUUGAAACAUGCCAAGAAAAUCUUCAGCAGGGUUAGUUUCAAGGAUUUGGUAUUGUGGAAUACAAUGAUCAUUGGUCUUUCACACAAUGGGAGAGGUAAAGAAGCUCUUCAAGUGUUUCGGCAGAUGUUGAAGUGUAAUAUCCAACCAGACAGGAUUACACUUUCUGGUGUUUUAUCUGCUUGUAGCUUUGAAGGUCUUGUAAAUGAAGGAAUAAAAAUGGUUUCCCUAUUUGAAGACAAAUACCAUAUUGUUCCUGGUGUGGAGCACUACACAUGUGUUGUUGACAUGUUAAGCCGUGCAGGAAUGCUUGGAGAGGCAGUAGAUUUUGUAGAGAGCAAGUUGCAAAAAUGUAUUGUUGCUGCUUUAUCCAAUGUUCUUGAGGCCUCAUUGAUCAAAAGGGACUUUCGCAUGGCAGAAUUGAUUGCAGAAAAGAUGACGAAAUUGAAGCCUCGAUCCUCACUACCGUAUGUUGUUCUGGCUCAAUCUUAUGGUGCCAGAUGUAAGUGGGAAAGCAUGGCCAGGAUGUGGAGGUCAAUGGAAGAUCAGGGGUCAAAGGAAGUUCAGGAAUGUAGUUGGAUCUGUACCAAGAAUCGAAUCCAUGUGUUUACUUCUGAACAAAUAUUGCAUCAUGGUAAAGAGGCUACAUAUGCAGUGUUAGAUCUGUUGUUUUGGGACAUGAUGGAACACAGAUAUGCUCCUUGCUGUUUUGAAUUUAUAUCACAAGAAGAGCCCAAUAACAAUGAGACAUCAGCUUGUCAUCAUCAGCUGUUCUGUGAUUAUUCUCCAUGAGGUCCGCCAUGGAUCUUGAGCCGUGCUCAUUGAGGGGAUGCAGUUAGUGAUGGAGUUAGAACAGGACUUAAAGCACUUUUUUUUGCAAGGAGAAGGGCAGUGGAAAUCAGGGCAAGGAGAAAGGAUCUCGCCAUUCCUACCGUCGCACUACAAAUUCAGGAUGUUGCCAAGCCUCAGGUUGGAAUGAAUUGUAGCUGCCUCUGACUUCACUGAACCUUACGACAUGUGGUCAGAAAGUGACGACUGUUGAGCUUGUUGCGUGCCAUACAUCAAAAUGGGAAAAUUGGGGGAAGCAGUAGACAAGUUGCUCUGCUGUGUAUUAAUGAACCAGUUAACAGUAGGCAUGAUGGAAAGAUUCGGGAAAUAUGACGAGAUGCUUGAACCGGGAUAGCCCUCUGCCAUGGGAUAAUUGGAACCUGUGCAGCUGUGCUACUGGUGAGCUCAGGAUAAGGCAUAUGCAGCUAUACGUACGUUGCGAGAUAAAGGCAGAGUCUUCAUCGAGCAUUGAUUCGCCUUUUCACUUGGUCACCCGUGGUGACUACUCUGCUGCCAUGACCCCCUAUCCGGCUAUCCACUAAACUCACUCACCAUGGGUGACAGAGACAUUCAGUAGUAGAUGAACAACACAAGAUAUGGGCCUUCCAGGUCAAUAAUCAUUGAGAACGACAGUACAUGCAGGAGAUAAAUAUGAACUUGUUCCUUUAGAUAAUGGUAUGUGUGACAUGAGUUUAAUAUCUGGUGGAUUCUUUCUUCCUAGCAGAUGGACAGAUUAAGAAAAAGCUGGAGCUGACACGUGUCAGUUUUAGGUGGAGGACGACCUCUGCAGGUGGGACCGGACUAGCAGUGAGAGGGAAAUGGUGAGCCGGUGAGGAUGGCCUGGAGUGGAGCAGUGAGUUUCUGUGCAGUGCAGGGUUUUUGGCUGACAUGGGUUUGCCGUGGCCAAUGUUCUGCCCAGCAGAAGGCAAGAAGGUCUUUAAGCUCGACUUUUUCAACACAGGUCCUCUGCGAAUUUCUACAGGUGGCUACACAAGUUUAAAAUUAUGAAACUUCCAUUGGCUUAGGAGUCACUAAGGAGCACUCAUGAUUUUUUCUAGAAUUUUUAGAACACUACAGAAAUCUGGGCAAAAUUCUGAAGUCCUCAAAACCAACUUAGUUUUUUUAGGGAAUCCUUCGAAAGGGCAGGGAGCCCCUGUGAUGGUUAAUUAACCAGGAGACCAGGACCUUUGAUGGUACAUGGUAGUUCAUAUCUCAUAAUUAACCAUGUUUAGUUUGGUUGUACACACUUGCAGUGAAGUACUCCUACAAUGAUUCAAAUGUGGACAAUUGUAGAAUUUGCCAGACUCUAGUAUUCAUUUAUUGAUUGAUGUAA